ACAUCUUAACUUCUAAUCCUAUGUAAUAGUACGAAAACCCACUAUUGUAUAUGUCAUAUAACUCGGGUAUAAUAAGUGUACGACAAUAAAUAUUAUAUUCUUUCCCUGGAUUCGAUUAUCAGUCAUGUUCGAUUCUCUAAUGCGUCUCGAGACUGCACCAGAAACACUCGCGCCUGGGGCUCUAGCUCUUGGUCUCCUUCUUCUCUGGUACUUAUGGCCUCCAUCGCGGCCCACUCAGAUCCCACCGACACAAGAGAGAGUCCUCAUAUUGGGUUCAACGAGCGGAGUGGGUCGUACCCUUGCUCGUCAGUACGCCAAGAGAGGUGCACGAAUAUGCCUGGUAGGACGGAGGCAGACAAUGCUUGAGGAGGCCGCUGAGGAAUGCAGGAUGUUAUGCGAAGGCGAUCGCGUGUUGUGUGUGCGCGGGGAUUGCGCAAGUGUGGAGGACAUGACGAAGGUGCGUGACGCGGUGAUCAAAGAGUGGGGUGGCAUCGACACCCUUAUAAUCACGGCUGGUGUUUCUGCCCUUCAACCAUUGAUGGCCGUCGCUGGAGUGACCGCUUCCAAGGACGGUCUCUCUCCGCUGCAUGCCAGUGCAGAAGCCAUUAACCACGCGGUUGGUGUAGCCAAGGCAGCCAUCGAUGGUAAUUUCUUCGGUCCGUACAUUGCCGCGAUCACAUUUAUACCUCUCCUCACGUCCUGCUCCACGUCACCGUCUAUCCUUCUCCUUUCAAGUGUGGCAGCAAUCAUUCCUGCGCCAACGCGCACCCUCUACGCUUCCACUAAAGCAGCUUCCUUGAUACUCUUUCAGGCGCUCGCAAUCGAGCACCCCCGUAUAUCGUUCAUGUCCUUCCUUCCUGCAACAAUCGAGGGAGACUUCCGCGCGUCCGCGGUCGAUACACCGCCCAACUCUUCCCCCGUCAUACACGAGGCUGACCCGAACAAACACGGCUUGCGACGAGAAGUAGUGGCGAGACGCUGUAUCCAGGCCAUCGACCGUAAAGAGAAGACAGUCUUUAUGCCCCAGUACAUGCGGUUUGGACAUGUUUUGUAUUGGAUCUGGCCAGCAUAUGUGGAAUGGAGGGGAAGGGUGAAGUAUAACUUUAGAGCCGACUAGGGAGGAUCCAUCAGAGUCUUCCUUCGGAUGGAAGCCACACUCAGAUCCGGUUUACCCUAGAGCCUAGAGGCUAGGCUAUUAUGGCUUAACCAAGUAUCCACCCCGUCAUGGCUUGUGCAUUUGUUACAUGACCAGCGUGGUUUGUAUGCAUGAUGUUCGUGAUCUCUGCCGGUGACCAGGGAUCUCUGUUCACUGUUCAUUAUGCAUCAUGGUUGCAUUUUGCAGGGAGCCGGAUAGCACUGUGCUACGUGAUUUAUGGCUACUAGACUCGGAAAUGAUUUUGUAUUCCUGAUACUG
Molecule: messenger RNA, 1414 nt
Organism: Suillus clintonianus
Lineage: Eukaryota; Fungi; Basidiomycota; Agaricomycetes; Boletales; Suillaceae
Exons: 6
Coding region: 125-1117 (330 amino acids)
Molecular function (GO): oxidoreductase activity
Source: RefSeq, a predicted model, not a curated record